ACAGUUACGUUUUAUUUUUCUUUUGACUGGAAGUUUUAAAUUUAAUAAAAUGUUGCAAAGAUUUAUUUGUAAAAAUUUGUGUAGUAAAUUAUGUAGCAGACAGAGAAAUAUAUUAUUUAAUUUAACACUUCAAGGCCAUUCCUGUAAACAAUGCGGAUUUAAGUUAUAUUCUAGUCACAAAGUUCAAGCAUUACGAAAUAAUAAUGAAAGAAGUUUAUUACACGGGAAUAAUAGAUUUUUACUAAAGUUAAGAUACUACACUAGCCAGGUGGACACUCAAAAGAAAAAUGGACGCGUCGAAACCAUCAAAGAUAAUACGGAGAUAGCGACCUCAAAAAAGAUUAAUGUAAAGUUAAAACCAUCCGAGUUAAAAAGACUUUUAUCUUUGGCAGAGCCAGAAAAAUGGACCCUUACUGGUGCUAUUGGUUUAUUAUUUAUAUCAUCUAGUGUUACAAUGGCUGUGCCAUUCUCAUUAGGUAUGGUGCUGGAUAUAAUAUACAGUGGCACAAAUGAUCUAGUGACUGCUAGAGAAAAGCUCGAUGAAUUAUGCUUGGUGCUUUGUGGAGUUUUUCUUGUUGGCGGCCUUUGCAACUUCGGCCGAGUGUACUUGAUGUCAAUAUCUGGGCAAAGAAUGACGCAGUCACUUCGAAAAAAAGUAUUCUCGUCAAUUAUGCGGCAAGAGCCAGCGUGGUUUGGUAGAACAUCAACUGGCGAGCUUGUGAAUAGAUUAUCAGCAGACACACAAUUAGUGGGCCGAAAUCUUAGUUCAAAUGUUAGUGAUGGUCUACGGUCGCUCUUCAUGGUAGGAGCUGGAACAGGCAUGAUGUUCUACAUGUCACCAUCCCUAGCUUUGAUAGGAUUAUGCGUAGUUCCGCCAGUAUCGAUGCUUGCUGUUAUCUAUGGUCGAUUCGUUCGAGGCAUCACUAGACAGCUUCAAGAUGCACUAGCUGAAACCAGCGAGCUUGCUGAAGAAAAGAUUUCUAACAUCAAAACCGUGAAAGCAUUUAGCAAAGAAAAGAAAGAAUGUGAAUCAUAUGCGCAACGGAUUGAAACUUUACUUCAAUUGGCCUACAAGGAGUCCUUAGCAGUAGGAAGUUUCUAUGGCUUGACGGGUUUAUCAGGCAACACUAUAAUAAUCUUGGUGCUUUACUAUGGUGGUGGUAUGGUGGCGACAGAACAGAUGACCGUUGGAAACCUCACAUCUUUUCUACUAUACGCUGCAUAUGUUGGCAUAAGUAUUGGUGGACUCAGUAGUUUUUAUACUGAAUUGAAUAAGGGUAUGGGUGCUGCUACGAGGCUCUGGGAAAUAAUGGAUAGGGAACCAAAAAUAUCAACAUCAGGAGGCUUAAGACCAAAAGAAAGACCGAAAGGGGAACUAAUAUUAGAAAAUAUAAAUUUUUCUUACGCUGGAGCUCCUUUGAUUAAGGGUCUCACUUUACAUCUGUUACCUGGAAAGAACGUUGCUCUAGUUGGAAGAUCUGGCUGUGGCAAGAGUACAAUAGCAUCUCUUAUAUUAAGGCUGUAUGAUCCUGAUAGUGGGAGGGUACUGUUGGAUGGAGUAGAUAUAAGGCACUUGGAUCCAGUUUGGUUAAGAAGUCACAUAGGAUUUGUUAGUCAGGAACCAGUUCUUUUUAGUGGCAGUAUAAAAGAAAACAUAUUAUACGGUGCUCUCGAUGAUUGCGAAACUUCGGAAGAAGGAAAGGAGGCGCCGUGGCUGGUGGCGGCGCGCGCGGCGCAGCUGCAGGAGGUGGCGGGCGGCGCGGGCGCGGGCGCGGCGGGCUGGCGGCGCCAGGUGGGCGCGCGCGGCUCGCAGCUCAGCGGCGGGCAGAAGCAGCGCGUCGCCAUCGCGCGCGCCAUCGUCAAGAAUCCAAAAAUCCUCAUACUCGACGAAGCUACCUCAGCAUUAGAUACAUAUUCAGAGUAUUUAGUUGAUAAAGCGCUCAAGGAAAUCAGUAGAGAUAGAACAGUACUAACUAUAGCGCACAGACUGAGCACCAUACAAUCAGCUGACGAAGUAGCCGUUAUAGGAGACGGCGUUAUCGUCGAAAAGGGAACUUAUACCGAAUUGAUGGCAAAAUCAGACGGUUACUUCAAAGAACUUAUAAAUCACCAAGCAUUUAUAAAUUCUCAGCCUAAAAAUACAACAGAUGUACAAAACAGCUAAUAUAAAACGAAACGAAUUAUUUUCGGUAUAGGACCUCUUUUACUAAUAUACAUCGAAAUAUUUUUGUACAUAUGUUAUAUUAUUAUGACUAUUUAAAAUUGUUUUUGUGCAAUUUCAUAGAGAUCCUUAAAUGAAAUAUUGUAAAGAGUUAUGAUUGCUUAGGACCGCAUAAGCAUUAUUUGUUAUGGGAAUUGCUUCAUCAUAGGCGCUUUGACAUAGAUUGGUAAACCACAAGUCGUAACUUGAAUUUUGUUUUUAAAUUUUAUGUUUUAUGCAAGAUCAAUUUUUUAAUUUAUUUUUGACUGGAUGACUUUAAUAUUAAUUGUUAUAUUUAACAUUCGUUAUGGGUUGUAACUUUCAUACGAAAUGUAUAAAAAUAAUUGUAAACUAUUACAGAUUCUACUUGUUGUUAAAAGAGUAAAUGUAUUUAUUUACACUAAAAUAAUUUAUAUGAAAUAAAAAAAAAAGCUAUCUUAACUGACACGAGAUAUUUAAAAUUGAACUUUUUUUAAAUUAAAUUUUUUAUUGGUUUUCAAUAAUUUAUAAAAUGAUAAUCACUCAGACAGAGAUAGAAUGAUACAAUUCUUGCUGCCUUUGAUAAUUUAGAUUUAUUAUGCGCAGUAGCAGAAUGCACUGUUUGAUUAUCUAAAUUAGUUGAUGAAACAAUGAUUGCAAUCAAAGAUGAACUUUAGAGUUUUGUCUCGAAGAAUUGUAUUAUACCUUGAAAAAUAAUUGUCGAUGUAAAUUUAUAUUAAAAAAAAAUGUUCAAAGCGAACGGAUAUGUAUGGAAAGUUUAUUAUGUAUAAAUUAAAGUGAUGGCGGGCAAUGGAAUAUGUAUAUUUAGAGGAAUAAAAAUGGUUGUUGAUAUUAUAGUA
Molecule: messenger RNA, 3039 nt
Organism: Vanessa atalanta (red admiral)
Lineage: Eukaryota; Metazoa; Arthropoda; Insecta; Lepidoptera; Nymphalidae
Product: ATP-binding cassette sub-family B member 10, mitochondrial-like
Exons: 10
Coding region: 50-2164 (704 amino acids)
Biological process (GO): transmembrane transport
Cellular component (GO): membrane
Molecular function (GO): ATP binding; ABC-type oligopeptide transporter activity; ATP hydrolysis activity
Source: RefSeq, a predicted model, not a curated record